AUGUCCGAGGACGUAUCCAAAUUUUUGAUGCAGGUUAAAGAAUUAGGAGACCGGCGAAUUGAAGAAGAUGAGGCCCGUUCACGAGAAUUGGAAGAACGAAUAUUACGAGAAAGAAAAGAACGAGAAGCUCGCCGCGCAGAACGCGCCAGAUCUAUUUCACCUCAGAAAUCAUCACCAGCAAAUACCCCACCGCCUUCAUCCCACCGAAUCGAUCACAACACCUCAUUUUCUCACAGCUCCUUUUCCAACCGCCUUAACUUGGAAUCGUCUCCCAUCCUCGAUCCGCCAAGUCCCCGCUCACAUUCUCCGCCUAAGGCCGAAGAAAUGGGUGCCCCAGGAGAUUUUAGUUUAGCCUCGAAAGAGAACGAAUUUCCAAUUGAUUCGGAUCGCAAACAGUCUGGGCAGACUUCCCCCACACGAUCAAGAGGCUUAUCGUGGCAAAAACGACCUACUUCUCAGGCUUCCGAACGCUCACGAACCCGCCCAUUGUCUGUCGUUGCAGCUGAGAAUGCGGCUCGGAACCCCACUCUUGAGCCUACAUCGGCAACCGAACCCAACUUUAGAGACCAGUCUGCUUCAGCACUGUCCUUCAAAGAUCCCUCGUGGUCCCGCCAAACUGCAGAUAUUUCUGUGACAACAACUCAGCAAUCGGGCACGCCACGUACUCCGUCUGGCGAAGCACCAAAAGAGGAUAUUGGUCCAUUACUGGCCUCCCCUACCAUAACGAACAGAUUGGCGUCACCCUUGUCUUUAUCAGGCCCUCAGAAAUUAGAUCCUCCUAUCAGUGACGCCAAGUCGGACACUGAAUUCGAUCAAGAACAAUCAGGCGUUAUGUCACCUACAUCCGGGCGAACCUCGCCAUCUAGGGCAGACCGAUCUGGCUCACCAACAAAGGGCAUGGGAGGGUUUGUACAGAGUGCUAUGAUGAAGCGAUCAGAUAGCAUUAAAAGAUGGAGCGUCCAGUCGCCCACUGGCGUGCCGCGUACAGAGCCGGUUGUGUCUCAUCGUACCGGAGGCUCUAAGUCGAGGCCAGCAAGUAUGAUUCGUGGCACUUCAAUAGACCUUUCGCCGAGCCAACCCCCAGAGGAGGAAGGAGGGCAGCAGGGAGAGGAGGCUUUUCCCUCGGAGAAGCCUGCCGAAUCGCUUAGGAUUGAGAUCAAACCUGCACCAGCGCCGCAGGAGGAAGAUGUAAGCAAACCUACGCCUCCUGUUAGUCCAUCCAAGAGCAUGGACUCAAGGAGAUGGAGCCCUACAAAGUCUAGCUGGCUCGAGUCUGCGUUAAACAAGCCGGAGUCUCCCAAGCCGAGGUCCAACACCACAUCUAGCCCGCCAGCUUGGAUGGCAGAAAUCCAGAAAGCAAAAGCCGAAAAAGCAGCCAAUCCUAGCGCAGAGAGAAAGAGAUCACCAACUGUUGGGCAUAGACAUCAGGUGAGUAUUGGGGGGCUUAUGAGGACCUCAGCGCCUGGCACUACAGCGAAGCCAGUUGGACUUGGUCUUCCCAGCCCAAGCAUUACACCAAGUGUCACUACGCCAAGUAUCGCUUCGCCAAGUAUCACUUCACCAAGUGUCAGCACCCGGCCAGAGAACAUCAGCGCCCCGAAAGAGUUGCAAAGCCCAAUGAUACCAAAGGUGAAGAGUCCCAGUCCGGAGUACAACCCUAUGGAUUCGGCCUUGCCUAUCACCAAGCCAAAACCAGAGGUCCCGGCCAAGUUGGCAGAGGCCCCAGGUAAGUUGGAUUUUCGGGCCAAUUUGAAGCCCAGACAACCAUCAGCCACCCCGAAUAGUGGUGAGGAUACCGAGUUCAAAAAUGUCUUUGGCAAGCUUCGAAAAACUACGACCCAGAACUACGUUGCCCCUGAUGAACUUAAGGGCAAUAUCUUGAGAGGAAAGGCAUCACUCAAUAAUACUGGAGGCCCAAAGAAGUCAGAGCGUGUUGAUGAAUUGAGGGAAGCUAUUCUAGCAAGGAAGAAGGAUUUUGAGAAGGCACAAUCAGAAGGUCGUGGCGUCGCGCGAAACGAUAGCUCCGCAAGCGAGAAACCAGUUCCUGAAGGUUUACUCAAACGAGUCGAACUUGGACGAUCGAAUAUGAUAAGGCGAGACUCUGCGACUUCGGAAACAGUAGAUCCACAAAAGCCAGCUGUGACGCCAACCCGCGAGCCCUUACAAGCGCCGCCUUUUGGUAGUAGGCUGCAACGAUUUAAUAGUGCUGAGGAUCGUGAUCCUGCUCUGGACCCCGAUCGCCCGAUCAUCCCGAGGAGGGGCUCAGCUCUGGUGGGACUCGCCUCCAAGGAUAGCGAUCCACCCCCUGCAACUCAAAAGGAAGCAAUCACUCCCGGAAGAUUCCAAGUAAAGCCUGGAGGGAAUGCUUUGGCAAAUCGGUUUAACCCUGCUCUUGCCGGUCUGCUCGCUAGAGGACCCCCUGGGGCUGCCCCUGCAUCCUCGACUGGUAGCACGUCGAUAUCGAGCUCACGACCAAUAACCUCAUCUGGAGCAGACGACACCGGAUCUGGCUCAACACCAAAAUUGACACAUAUGACUAAGGGUCGUGCCCGAGGACCAAAGAGGAAAGCCCCUACCUCCGCCGCUACUACUUCAGUAGCGCCUGCAGGUUCAAUCGAACCAAAAGAGAACCCUACCCGAGAUUCACCACCACCGGCCCAGUCUCCUAUUUCUACGCCAAAUCCUCCCAGAACCCCAUUGGCCGAUUCUUCGAGGAUAGGGCAAGAUGCACCAACGGGACCAAGGCCAUUGCCCAUUUCUUUAGGCAGCGCCUCUAAGAAAUCAUUCGAGCCAAGCCCAGAAGAGGUCCCCAGCAAAGUCUCAACGUCCCCCAGCAAAAUCCAUGAGCAGGUAGCUGCAUUCCCUGUCCAGAGAAGACCGCGAUCACCAACGAAAGUUUCCGAGGAACCUAAGGAAUCUACCUCACAGCCAUCUUCGCCGAGAAAGUUAGACAUGAAGCGAAUGUCGCGCUUUCUUGACGACCCCAACGUAGUCGCUGGAAAAAUUGGCGAUCAGGAACCCAAUGAUGCUAAGAAAAGUAUCGAUCUACCCUCAGCGGGAAGACCCAAGUCAAGCUACGGCAAACCUCCCAGUCCAAGCGCAUUAGAAAGUCAGCCGCAAUCGCCCUCAUUGAACAAGCCGAGGACACCAUUGCAGGAAUCUAUCUCUUUAGCGUCCCCAAGACGGCCAUCUGUUGAUGCCAUCAAAUCUACUACUUCCUCCGGGCCCCCAAGUACUGUCGCCUCGGGUGGACGACCCUUGCCCGCCGUCCCACCAACUUUGGGACGAGAUUUACCGUCACUCAACCGGCCAUUGCCAGCAGAGCCAAGGGGGCCAAGAUCACCACCUAUUCCAUCGCCUACGCGCUCUCCCACCAAGCAAUUACAUGAUGCAUCUACUUUACUUGGUGAUUUCUUCGGCCGUGAGCGCCCCAAAGGGACAUAUGACGUGGACGCUGCUGACUUACUAAUGCAGCGGCCGAACGUUGCGCCAACUAAAAUUCAGACACUGAACACCCAGUUAUUCCAAUUCUUGUCAGACGGCAAGAGAGUGCCAGUCCCAACUCACUACGAACGGACUCUAUUUGAACGUGAGAUGUAUAUCUGUUCUCAUACGUUCAAAGAAGAGUCAGGCAAGAAAGUUACAGAGGUCUACUUCUGGGUGGGGGACGACGUCCCUCAUUCGGAUGUAGAGGAUGCUUCAGCAUAUACCUCCCGUGAAGCAAAGGCUCUGGGCGGCAAGCUAAUAAGGCUUCAACAGGGCAAGGAGACACCCGAGUUUCUUCAAGCACUGGGCGGUAUAGUCAUUUUCCAGCGAGGCUCAAGUAACAAAUUCGAUUCACUAGCUCCGCACUUGCUAUGCGGAAGGCGAUUCCACGGGCAUAUUGUCUUCGAUGAGCUUGAUUUCACUCCUGCAACCCUAUGUUCCGGAUUCCCGUAUGUUGUAACGACGGGUAUGAAAUGUUACUUGUGGAAGGGUAAGGGUAGUGGGGUUGAUGAGAUAAGCUGCGCACGCCUCAUAUAUGCGCCUGAAGAAAUCGAGGACGGUCAUGAGCCGGAAAGUUUCUGGGGCCUUUUUGCUACCAAUUCCAAGCCCGUAUCAGCCGACCAUUGGCGUCUGAAAUCUAACUACGAUCAAUACUGCUGCAGGUUGUUUUGCUCGAAUGCAGCCUCCAAGCAGCAAAUCGUCGAGAUAUCUCCUUUCUCGCAGGGGGACCUCCACCCCACGGCAAUCUACGUACUUGACGCCUUCUUCGAGUUGUACAUCAUUGUAGGCUCCCGUGCCCAGGCCCAGUAUUUAUCAUUCCAUAACGCAUUGGAAUUUGCUCAAGAGUAUGGAAUUCUCGCCGCGGGUAUGGAGGACAGGCCUUUUGUUCCGUUCUCGACGGUUGUCUUCGAGGGUAUUCCCCGAGACAUGAAGAGUGUCUUCCGUAAAUGGCGUGACGUUGACAGUCCAACGGUUACGAACGUGAGCACUGGAUUAAAACGAGGACGCAGUCUUCGCGUCGUACCCCUCAACCAGGCACUACAAGCUCUAGGCGAUUAGGAGUCGUUUUGGUCUAAAUCGUAGUUACCUAGGUACCUGACUUAUCAGGAAUUAGAGGGAGCUGGAGGAGGAGAGAAGAUAGUUUGAGGGAGACUAGUGAUUCAAUACUGAUACCCUCGCAUUGUGACAAGCUGCAAAGCCAUACCUCUACUAUGUAAUCACUCAAUUCGUGUAUCUAAUAGGGGGUGUACAUGUCGGAUUACAAAGACGGGCAACGGUGGUAAGGAAGCACGUAUGAUAUUAUGUACGCUACCUAGUAUACAAUCGGCACGGAAACCUGUUAUUCGUGGCUGGUUUAGUACGCCAUUAGAUAUCACGACGAGAUGAUUCACAAGAGACAAGAUAAUAUUACGCCAUUCAGAUCUCGACGUUUAGGGAAAGAGGAGGAUAAAUCUUGUCAAUCCAGAUUUAAGCUCCUUGUGCUCGCUCGCCUACAAUGGUAGCCAGAACAUUGAAGUAAGAUGGUGUGAUGUACUGGCUCCAAGGCUGCUGUGGGAUGGCGCUAGGGGGUUGAUAAUGAUAAUGGUGUUUUCGUGACCUAGGAUCUCGAACUUGUUUUCAAAACAGCUGCUAGGUACAUGUACAGUAUCAUAGUAUGUAGGUAUGUAUCACCAAGAGAUUGAAAUGCGAUUAUGU
This is a messenger RNA of Hypoxylon fragiforme, 5181 nucleotides long. RefSeq lists its product as uncharacterized. The record is from RefSeq and is a predicted model, not a curated record. NCBI's taxonomy places the organism in Eukaryota, Fungi, Ascomycota, Sordariomycetes, Xylariales, Hypoxylaceae. The transcript has 3 exons. Gene Ontology annotation, molecular function: actin filament binding; phosphatidylinositol-4,5-bisphosphate binding. Bases 1 to 4545 code for a protein of 1514 amino acids. Gene Ontology annotation, biological process: actin filament severing; barbed-end actin filament capping.